Molecule: messenger RNA, 2272 nt
Organism: Lepus europaeus (European hare)
Lineage: Eukaryota; Metazoa; Chordata; Mammalia; Lagomorpha; Leporidae
Gene: POLR2M
Product: RNA polymerase II subunit M
Exons: 4
Coding region: 123-1244 (373 amino acids)
Biological process (GO): transcription elongation by RNA polymerase II; maintenance of ER location; intracellular signal transduction
Cellular component (GO): RNA polymerase II, holoenzyme; intracellular anatomical structure; nuclear envelope
Molecular function (GO): transcription elongation factor activity
Source: RefSeq, a predicted model, not a curated record
CGGGAAAAUGGCGACUCCCGCUCGUGCCCCGGAGUCGCCGCCCGCCGCGGAUCCUGCGCCAGCGGCGGGGCCUGCUGAGGAAGCCGAGUGCCCGCCGCCUCGCCAGCCUCAGCCCCCGCAGAAUGUCCUUGCUGCCCCGCGGCUUCGAGCCCCAAGUUCCCGAGGACUUGGGGCAGCGGAGUUUGGUGGAGCUGCGGGAGAUGUUGAAGCGCCAGGAGAGACUUUUGCGCAACGAAAAAUUCAUUUGCAAAUUGCCCGACAAAGGUAAAAAGGUCAUAGACACCGUUGCCAAACUGAAAGCUGCCAUUGCAGGACGUGAAGAGGUUAGAGGGAAAAGUGAACUCUUUCAUCCUGUUAGUUUAGACUGUGCGCUAAGGCAAAAAGCAGAUGCAGUUGAUGUGGACAUACACAAGGCCCAGAAUUCUGACCAGAUACUUGAUACGUCAUCACUAGUUCCUGGCUGUUCCUCUGUAGAUAACGUCAAGUCAUCUCAGACAACCUCACAUAAACAGGGACUUGUACCUCCUCCUCACAUAGGUGAGGAAGAGACUCUAGAGGCUGAGGACCCCGUGAACAAGUGCCCAGCUUCCAGCAACAACAGCGCCAGCGUGCUUUCCUCGGCUGAAGCCGGAGGGCAUCUCCCUCAGCAUAGUGUUUCAAGUCAAGCGGAGGACGUUUCCAGCAGCCUUGACAACCUGUUUAUUGAUAAGUUGCAAAGGAUCACAAUUGCAGACCAGAGUGAACAUCCCUCAGAAGAAUACACGAGUUCUGAGAACUUGACUGAGAACGUGACGGGCUUUGGGAGCGGGACUCAGAAGAAGCCUCAUUACUUGGAAGUGCUAGAAAUGCGAGCCAAAAACCCACUGCCCUCACCACAUAAAUUUAAAACCAAUGUGUUACCUUCGCGACAGAGUGAUUUGUCUAGUCACCGACAGCGGGGAGAGUCUCCUGUUGCCUCAGAAGAGCGGCGACGCAGGGACAGGCAGCAUCUUGAUGACAUCACAGCAGCUCGGCUUCUCCCACUUCACCAUCUGCCUACACAGCUGCUCUCUAUAGAGGAAUCUUUGGCACUUCAGAAACAGCAGAAACAGAAUUAUGAGGAGAUGCAAGCAAAGCUCGCAGCACAAAAAUUAGCUGAAAAACUGAAUAUUAAAAUGCAGAGUUACAAUCCAGAAGGGGAAUCUUCCAGGCAGUACCGGGAAGUAAGGGAUGAAGAUGAUCAGUCCUCUGAUGAUGAAUGCUGAAGAUGGGCAUUGGAUCAUCUCCUAAACCUCAGGCUGUUGAAAUGCCAUCUCUCACAUCAUACUUUGUAAGCAUCAAGAUCAGUGUCAGACCUUGUUGAGGAAAGAAUUUUGUGAAGUUACACAACGGCAGCUGUGAACAAAAGCCCAGUUUGUCUUUUAGAUGACUUUCAUGUGCUUGAAGUUUAAUAUUUGAAAACUGUAUGUAACCACAUUGUAUUAAAGUUUUGCAGUAUGUUGUGCAUCGGUCUGAUAUUUGAGUGUAUGAUAAAACACAUUUUUUUCCUUUAAGCCAAAUGAAAGAUAAUUUUAUUUUUUAAUAACUCAAUCAAAUAGGAUUUAUUACAUGUCUUUCAGUGAAACACUUAGUUGUCCCAGGCAGCUAAAGUAAAUUAGGAAGACAUAGUUCCCUGCUUUUUUAAAUAAUGAAAGGAUGAAGUCUGGAGAAUUCUGCAUGUUUGCAUGGAGUUACUGAGAUACUGGGUUUGAAAUACCUAGGAAGAUACUCAGAAAAUUUUUAACAAAUGUUUGUUUCCUUCCGUCUCACCUUAGGAAGAAUGUUACCUUUCCUCUGAUCAGGAAUAAGGAUUACUUUGAGUAUAUGCUGGAAGGUGGAGGGUCUGUAUAGAUGACCAGGUUUGCCUGGAGUACUAUGAGAUAUAGGAAAAGUCCAAGCCGACUGUGCUUGGUGGGAGCAAUAUCUCUUCUGUGUUUCACCUGAUUUGAGUUCAUUGCUCUCACGCAUGAUGGGUUCAUUGUGUAGGACAUGAAUGUUUAGUAAGGAAACCAAUAGUUGUUUUUUAAAAGUUACAAUUGAAUUGUCAGUGUAUUUUUUUUUUCUUCAAAGAGGCAUACAUAGGUUGUAGAAACCUCAGUCUUAUACACACACACAUGUGUUCAUGUCCUUUUAAGUGAUUUUAUGGGUGUCUCCAGAGAUUAAUAGUUAUGUUACAAAAAAAAAAAAUUGUCUAAAAUGUUGGAGCUUUUAAAAAAUGUUGAAAGGAAAAUAAAAUAUUAGAGCAACUUAAACA